Ostrinia nubilalis (European corn borer) is the source of this 3686-nucleotide messenger RNA. It is a transcript of the gene Ptpmeg2, whose product is annotated as tyrosine-protein phosphatase non-receptor type 9. Bases 217 to 2289 code for a protein of 690 amino acids. The record is from RefSeq and is a predicted model, not a curated record. The transcript has 16 exons. NCBI's taxonomy places the organism in Eukaryota, Metazoa, Arthropoda, Insecta, Lepidoptera, Crambidae. Gene Ontology annotation, molecular function: protein tyrosine phosphatase activity. Gene Ontology annotation, biological process: protein dephosphorylation.
GCGUGCACUGUGAACCAAACUACAAGAUCCCUUUUCAAUGUUUACCAGGGCGUUACGGUGUGAACUCUGUCAAAUAGUCAUUGAGGAUUCCGUUCGGUACUUCGGUCGCCGUCCAGUCCGUCUUGCUUGAAGUUUAACUGUCGCGAUGAAAGUGUGACGAAACAGUGAAAUCAACCAUCUAGUAUAAAUUAAGCUGUGCAUAAUAAUUGACCAAUCAUGGAAUUCAUGGACGAGGAUUUCCUUCUCAACAUGGAGAGAGCGUUCAUGCGGAAUUGGCUCCGGCUUCUAAGGGCUACAAAGGCAUUUCUGGACGCGCUGAGCGAGUCGGGCGCGACAUGCGUGUCGCGCGCGACUGCUAUCAAGUUCUUGUUCGCGCGCAAGUUUGACGUGCUGCGCGCGCACACGCUCUGGCGACAGCACGAGGCGACUCGCCGGCGGGAAGGGCUCAACAAGUUCGAGCCCUUCGAAGAGCCGCUGAAGUCCGAGCUUGAGACUGGAAAAUUUACUAUUUUGCCGACGCGGGACGCGACCGGAGCCGCCAUUGCGGUGUUCACGGCCAACAAGCACUUCCCGUCCCUUACCACUCAUCAGACGACAUUGCAGGGUGUCGUCUACCAAUUAGAUGUGGCGUUGACGUCGAUAGAGACCCAGCGCGCCGGUCUAGUCUUCAUAUACGACAUGACCGACUCCAAGUACACUAACUUCGACUAUGAACUGUCGCAGAAGAUACUCACUCUGCUAAAGGGUGGGUACCCAGCUAAGCUGAAGAAGGUGCUGAUAGUGACGGCUCCGCUGUGGUUCAAGGCGCCGUUCCGGAUCUUACGGCUCUUCGUGCGGGAGAAACUGCGCGAGCGCGUGCACACGGUGAGCGCGCCGCAGCUGGGCGUGCACGUGCCGCGCGCCAGCCUGCCCCGCCAGCUGGGCGGACAGCUGGAGCCUGACCACGCUGCCUGGUUAGAACACUGCAAAAACUGCUACACAAAUAAUCUGCAGAAUUCAAAGUUAGACGGAAUCAUUGACGAAUAUGUAAUUAGUAAUCACAUUCCCGCAGUCAAACCACAAAAUGGUAUAAUCGAGCACGAGGUCGGAUGUGAUAUGACCAGCGACCGCGCGGCGCGACUGUGCGACAACAACACAGACAUGCACAUCAGCGGCGAUCCUCCCUACACCUGCGAUACCAGCCCGCUUAGAAAUACGCACGGAUAUAAUGGAGACAUGAAGGGCAGGCACAUAAACUCAGGGGAUGAAGACGAUUUAGAUAUAAGCACCCGCGGCACGUGGUCGUCGGGCGAGGCGUCGCCGGGGCUGUCGGACGAGGAGUGCGGCGGCGGCGCGGGCGAGACGCCGGCGGCGCUGCUGGCGCGCGUGCGCUCGCUGCGGCGCCGCGGGCUGGCCGCCGAGUACGAGGAGAUCCGCGCGCGCCCGCCCUGCGGCACCUUCCACCACGCCAAAUUGCCAAGUAACCUAGCCAAAAACAGAUACACGGACGUAUUGUGCUACGACCACUCGCGGGUCACACUUUCGCAGACGGACCCCGAUGACCCGUCCAGCGACUAUAUCAACGCCAACUACGUCGACGGUUACAAGCAGAAGAAUGCUUUCAUCUGCACGCAAGGACCCUUACCGAAGACAUUCGGCGACUUCUGGCGGAUGGUGUGGGAGCAAGGCACACUCGUGAUCGUGAUGACGACGCGCGCUAUCGAGCGCGGCCGCGUCAAGUGCGGGCAGUACUGGCCGCUCACCGUCGGCCAGCGCGUCACGCACGCCGGCUACAGUAUCACCAACGAGCUGGUGGAAACAGAUCCUGACUACACCAUCACGCACCUGGUGCUCACCGAGCUGCGGACGGAGCAGACGCGGCGCAUCUGGCACGGGCAGUACACGCGCUGGCCGGACUACGGCGUGCCGGGCGGCGGGCGCGCGCAGCCCGUGCUGCGCUUCCUCACGCGCGUGCGCCGCGCGCAGCAGCGGGCCCGGGCCGAUUUAGGAGAUGCGUGGGCAGGACACAGUAGAGGACCACCGAUCGUCGUUCACUGUUCUGCUGGAAUUGGACGAACAGGCACGUUCAUAACGCUGGACAUCUGCACGCUGCGGCUGGCGGCGGAGGGCGCGGUGGACGUGCGCGGCACCGUGGAGCGCGUGCGGGCGCAGCGCGCGCACAGCAUCCAGAUGCCCGACCAGUACGUGUUCUGCCACCUCGCCGUCCUCGAGCACGCGGUAAUGAACGGGUACUUAGAGUCUGCGGACCUGACGGGCUUCGACGACGACAACGAGGAGGAGUCGGAAUGAAGGCUGUCGCGCCCGCCCUGCGCGCUGCUGUGAGCGCCGUGCCAUACCCGCUCCACGCACGCCGUGACGUCACGCCGACGUCACGCCCGACCGCGCGAGUGCCGUCCGCAGCGACGAGUGGACCCAACCUUACAUCGGGUAAAGGAAACCUCGUAAUUCGAGUAUUUAUUUUGCGUAACGUAAAUCUUUGUAACCAAAAAUAUUUCCGUAAUUAGAAUUUUAUUUAUUUAUGUAAGGAAUAUGGCUGUGUGAAGUUUUUCGUCUGUAAUUUAUGUAGUUAUGUAUGUUUAUAUUUUAUUUACGGAGCCCCGAUUGUGACGAGGCGCGGUGUCUGAUCGACGGCGCAGUCUGUCUCGGACCAGUUUUACAUAGCUGUAAACGAUGCUUUAAGUAUUUUUCCCGAAUAUAAAAUAUAUAGAAACUAAGAUAAAUGUUAUUGUAAUUAAUUAUAAAAAUAAAUAGACACUAUUUAUAUUACAUGUCCCUUUUUAUCAAGAGAGGAGUUCAAAUGUUGUUUACGGUUCUGUUAAACGAUCUGACUCAGAAGCUACCGCGGUAGCCGCGUCGUGAGCGCUCUCGCCUCGUAGUACACUUACAUAUUAUGUUGUAAUCGCUAAGAAUCUUGUCUCUCGGAUUGUGCACUGAACAUCUAUAAUACGAAUUAUUAUAAAUAGAUUUAUAUACAUAGACUGAGUAACGUUAAUAUGCUCCAAAAUUUUACUAGCGGCAUAAUUAUUUUGAAAAAAUGAAUUCAUGUUCGCUACAUACCUUUUAUUUAUUGUUACACGAGCAAAGAUAAUAAUAAAUAUAAUAAAUUCACUAUAAUCAAAUUAACAAAUUGUAAAUGUAAUGUAAUGUAAAAUAUUUACACACCUGUUAGAGAGAUUAAUUAAAAUUGCAGAUUGAUUAUAUUUAUUUUUCAAGCGACAUAUAUCUAUAGAAUCAAUAUUUGAAAUCGCCGUCCUUCACGCAACUUACAUAUCGCCGUAGAUGUCCUUCGUUCCCUGCCCGCGUCCGGUCGUAGCGAAUCUUCCGGAUCGAUAUCGUGUGCUGCUUCGCCUAGCUCGAAUGCUUUGGUAUAAAAAUUAUGGAGCAUACUCUCUAGGUUUAACUAAUUUACUGUUGCGCAAGUUAGAUAAUGAUAUUACUGUUUGGAAUGCAUUUUUGUAGGAUUUAUAUGGAUUGAAAAUAAUUUUCGCAACAGAAAAUGCACUAACUUAAAACCUAGGUAGCAAUUAAAACAUGUUUCUCUUAUUAUAAUUUAAGACUAAUAAAUUGUUAAUCUGAAACAACUGUUGAUUCUGUAUCUGUAAAUAUUUUAAUAUUAUUUUUCUGUUAUAUCUAAAUUAAAAACUUGUGAAAAUGUGUGAAAUAAAGAAAACCUUGUAAUAUAUUUA